UAGGGAAUGUGGUUGUGGCUGUGAGCGUUGCUGGGUUCACAGCUGGGCCCUGCCGUGUCCGUCUCUCGCUCGUCUCCCCAUUUACUCCCCGUCAGACCACGACGACGACGACGAUUUGAAGGGAGCCAUUCUCAUAGUUGCGUGUGCCAGUCGCGUACGAGCGAUGGACGCGGAAGAUCUGAGCGGCGUGCUCACGGAGGACGGCCGGAACGCGAAGGCGGUGCUGUGUCCGCGGUGCGACUCGCAAGUGCUGAGGCCGCGCGCCGCCGCCAUCGUCCACAAGCAGAUGACGCUGCCAAGCAUGAAGAAGUCGGCAGUGGUGGCGGCGGCGGAGGCAGGUGUGGCGCCAGAACCGGAGCUCCUGAACCAGCACUGGGUGGUGAACGACAUGUACGCCUUCGAGAACGUCGGCUUCACGCACACGCUCGCCGGGGCCAACGUCAAGUACCUGGCGUGCGCCGACUGCGAGGCCGGUCCCAUCGGCUGGCACUGCCUGGACGACUGCAGCAGCUACUACGUCGCGCUGGGGCGCGUCAAACACGCGUGACGACGCGAUGCGCGGCUCGGGAUGGGGGGAGGGCGGCGGUGGGGGAAGAUUGUAAACGUCCCGUCAGAGACUCUUGAGCUGAAAGUCUGCGGGGGUUUGAGUCUGAUUAGCUUGCCACUUGCUGGUCCUCGGGGGUUUAUUGAGUCGAUGGCUUCAGCCCAGUAACAUGCGAUGGCACGGCCACCAGUGAUUCCAUUUUGGUGGAGUGGCUCAGAUGUCAGAGGUUAGAGGCUGAGCUGGCACCACUGAGAUCUCGGGUUCCAAUCCGGGCAGCUGGCUGUGGUUAAACCACAUUCUUCUCAAGUGCAGUGAGUUGAUGGGCUCUGCUCGAGCAUGAGUGACUGCACGGGAAAAAAAGGCUAAAUUGGUUCCGUACUCGAUUUGACUACAUUUCCUGAAGAUUAAAGUUUCAGAUUAACUCAUGAAACAAACAUUGCUCUUUGUAGCAGGGUGGGUGGGGAAAAGUGCUGACCAAAGGUCCACUUGAAGGGAUCUUGGAAAUAGUUCUGUGGUAUCCGCUUCCACGGGCCUUUCUCCCAAAAUGAAGGGUGGCAUUGCUUUGUAUGAAAUUUCAAUGGAUACUUUGUCUUGUGACGUUGUGCCGAGAGCACGAAAAGGAUAUAUUGACGUGGGGGGGAAUAAAAAUGGGGUUUAACGUCAUCAUAUUCCCGAGCUGGAGACUGAAAGUGAAGUUUUAUUGUUGCAUCAUUGAAAAGGGCAUACAAGAGCGCUCUGACGAUAUGUGGGAGGGAGACUGCAGUGACUGACACCUCCUCCUCUGGGGCCAUUUCCUGGCACAAUGUGAUGUUAAGACGACGUGCUGUGAGAGUUUCAGAUGAAGUGUAACAACGUGACACGUGACAAGAAGAACACGAAUGUUCGUGAUAAUGUUUUUAAUUUUUAAUGAUGCGCACGUGUGAGCAUAUCUGUGCCCAACACAGUCAUGCAAAUUCAUCUUCCACCCCCCUCCCCGCCAGUUAGAAUCUGCGUCAGCUUUCAUUUAACCGUGAAAAACACCCCGUUGGAGUUGACUAUCCCUUCUUAAAGGGAAGAUUCGCCGACUCGUACAUGAAGGGUGGUUAUUUAACUUUUUCUUGGUUGUGUGCAUUUUUGAAACGGAACAUCUAAGACGCGUAGGAUUGUGUGGCAGGUCUUCCAGUAACUCCAGUCGCUCCUCCCCAUCUCGACGCACACUGCCGUGUUUACCAAAUCGCGCUAUAUCUGCAGCGUGGAACGACCCUUGCACACGCACGGCGCGAAAGAAGUUCAACGUGUGUACGGGGAAAUGGUUGAUGUAUGUAGCAAAGUGCUCUUAUCUCCGUUCAAGCAUCAAGAUGUCAUCAAGGCCAAAGCCAUUGAUGCCACAGCAAAUGCUUUCUACCCUCUACCAGAUACCGCAGCUGCUGAACCGCAGUGGACAUGCAAUCUCAAAGAUCUGCCCUUCUUGUCACGCACCAUCUGCUCAGGUCUUCCCCUUGGUUAGAUUAGUGGAGACUGGGACGUUUUUAUUUUACGUACACAUUGCUCACCCUGCAUUCUGUUUAGGUCGGCGUGUGAGAACUGGAGUCUGGGUAAUGUGGGGUUUGUAUGGCUUGGCAACUCCUCCAACGGCAUGAUUGUUGCCAGUGACACAUUUUUCAUCUGCCAGGUCAGUUGAUUAAUUUAUUAAAGUGGGUACUAUAAGGAAAACCCAGGCUGGGAUGUUCAUCAGAGUGUAAUGGGGGGAGUCCCUUUCCACUUUUUGGAGCGCACUAACAAAGCUGACUGCUGUUUUACAUAAAAAAUGAAACUUCUGCAGUAUUCAUUUGAAACAGUAGGGUAUAUAUUAAUGUUUUGUACUUUUUCGUUACUCACUGAGCAAACCACGGUAUUAAAGAAAUCUGGUGUGUUUAUGAUAAUGCUGUAUAUGAAGGACAGUUAAAACUGUUUUGAAAACAGAAUCUUAAAGGUGUACACAUACACCCAAUGUUAUUGAUAUGUAAUCCCUUCUGUUAUACAACUGGGUGACACUGGGAGAUUGGCAUGGGCUUGGCCCAUGCCACGCGGGCAGCGGCGGUCAUUUGACCAUACAUCACCACGCUGGUUAAUGCGUGGUGGGAUGGUGCAUAGACGUUGGAGCAUAGUACGGUACAACAAUGAAUAUUUAUGCACUGCCCUCUGUUGACGUAGCCCUGCAAGCAGCCUAUAACACCUGUUUGAUCGCAUGGUGGUUACCCGUAAAGGCGAGAAGUUCAAUCCUGUCGGCGAAAACAGUCGUGCCACCAACUUGACCGUGUAAGAGUGCAACGGUGAGUUAAGCGAAGCUGAAUAAAAACACA
Messenger RNA from Lethenteron reissneri (Far Eastern brook lamprey), 2865 nucleotides. It is a transcript of the gene RABIF, whose product is annotated as RAB interacting factor. Gene Ontology annotation, biological process: post-Golgi vesicle-mediated transport; small GTPase-mediated signal transduction. Gene Ontology annotation, molecular function: guanyl-nucleotide exchange factor activity; zinc ion binding. The record is from RefSeq and is a predicted model, not a curated record. Gene Ontology annotation, cellular component: membrane; cytosol. NCBI's taxonomy places the organism in Eukaryota, Metazoa, Chordata, Hyperoartia, Petromyzontiformes, Petromyzontidae.